Fusarium vanettenii 77-13-4 is the source of this 1589-nucleotide messenger RNA. RefSeq names its product TFIID associated protein. Gene Ontology annotation, cellular component: chromatin; nucleus. Gene Ontology annotation, biological process: regulation of DNA-templated transcription; chromatin remodeling. The transcript is spliced from 3 exons. The coding region runs from base 1 to 1257 and encodes 418 amino acids. The record is from RefSeq and is a predicted model, not a curated record. Lineage: Eukaryota; Fungi; Ascomycota; Sordariomycetes; Hypocreales; Nectriaceae.
AUGGCUGAACCGCAGAACGGUACCAGUCCCCCAGCUGGCAAGGAACCUGACACUGUCAAUGUCAAUGUCGUCAAGAAGGAGGAGAAGCCGUUCUCCUGGCUCAACCCUCAUCCCAUCUUUGUCAUCAUCCUCGUCGGCCCUGAAGAAUGUCCCUUUGGCAUACAGAAGGACUUUCUCUGCGCGCGAUCCGAAUUCUACGAGAAACACUUCGCUGCGAUGAGCUCCCUUGACAAGGUAGAGCACCUCGUCAAGCUCCCCGAAACGACCAAGGAGAUUUUUGGGCUGGCCCAACACUUUCUGUACACCGACAAGGUCAUCUCUGAUGAGUCCAAUGUGCCCUCCUACGAGGCCCUGGUUGGACUCUGGAAGCUCGGCCAUCACCUGGGCAUCAAGGGGCUCUGUGACAAGGCCCUCGACGCCAUGGUUGACUGUCGACGUCUCACUGAGAGAAUCCCAGCGACGCCUCUUCUCAUCCAGGUCUGGAAGGACACACCCGAGGGCUCCUCGAUCCGAAAGCUGCUCCUGUCGUGGACGGCCGAGUACAUGCGAUCCUCGGAUGCUCGAGCAGAGUUUGCCAAGUCGCUGCCCCAGGAGGUCCUCAGCGAGCUUGUCGUUGCCAUGAGCUCCUUCGACACUGCUCCCGUGGUAGAGCGGGCUACCGAAUCCAUCGUUGUGCCCUCUACCAUGCCGGCUACGACACCCCGAAAGAAUGUUCACUACCUCGAGGACGAGCCUGACAGUGAGGCCAAGAAAAGCCGACGAGUCAGUGGGAUCCCCAUCAGCAACCCUUCGUCGGCGGAUAGAUCCAUCAAGGCUCGCGUCACGCUGCCCAAACCCGCUGUCAAGCGUAGAACCAGCGCGGGCUACGCAGACGGCCGCGAGUUUAGCACGGCACGGAAGAUGGAAUUCUGUGCCGACCUCCUGAGCAGAAUGCUAUCUGGCCCUGGUUUCUGGACCCGACUCGUCGGCCCCUUUCGUGAUCCUGUUGAGCCCAUCGAGGAUGGCGUGCCGGAUUACUUUGACAAGGUCAAGCGACCCAUGGAUCUGAGUACCAUCAAGGCCAAGAUGGACAGAAAGGAGUACGCAAACGAGGAUGAGUUCCUGAGGGACAUUCGCCAGAUCUUUGAGAACUGCUUCACGUACUGGAAGGAGGGAGACCCUAUGUGGGCCGCUGGAGAGAGACUCCAGAAGACCUUUGAGGAAAAGUUCCUGCAGAUGAACAAAUGGGUUGCCAAGAUGACUGGCGACGAGGAUUAAUUUGGUCCCCUCGAGCAUUUUGGCAGCGAGUUGACGGCUCCUCGAACACAUUGGCUAGGCACGAUGGGGUGCCGCCGUCAAGGAGCCCGGUGUAAAAGGGAUAGCAUGAAGGCUGGUUUAUUUCUCGGCUUUACUGUAACUAGGGUAUUCGCUCGCCUCGGUUUCCACGGUGUAAAGGGAGCAGAUGAGAGAUUUUCAUGGGCCAGGGAUGAGAUUGUACCUGGUGUAAUAGGCUCCAUUGCAAGGCGUCUCUGGGAAACUUGGCAAGGGCAAGACGGGAAUAGGCGGUGUCUUUGUGUGUUGUACCAAGAUAGAUAAUAAUCUCUCGGGAU